Molecule: messenger RNA, 1803 nt
Organism: Saccostrea echinata
Lineage: Eukaryota; Metazoa; Mollusca; Bivalvia; Ostreida; Ostreidae
Product: TNF receptor-associated factor 4-like
Exons: 9
Coding region: 188-1558 (456 amino acids)
Biological process (GO): tumor necrosis factor-mediated signaling pathway; regulation of apoptotic process; positive regulation of JNK cascade
Cellular component (GO): plasma membrane signaling receptor complex
Molecular function (GO): zinc ion binding; protein binding
Source: RefSeq, a predicted model, not a curated record
CUUUAAACGGUCACUAUUUACUUAAGUAAUUAGAUCAAUAAAUUAAAACUCAAAGCAAUCAUUAGAAGUUAAAAUGAAUACUGAACACAAUCGAUCGUUUUGUUUAAAAGAAAUAUUGCUGUAACAUUUCUUUUGGGCUACAGUUUUCAUAUUUAGAGAGAAGCCUACAUUUCAUUCUGAUAUCAAGAUGGAAGACGACUUCUUUUUGACCGGACGAGAGGGAACGCCCUUUAGUAUGGCAUCCCCUAUGGGGAUGGAGGGAGGGCUUAUAAAUGGACACACCGAUACCCAGUAUAACUUUUUAGUACCUUUGGACAAGGCGUACGAAUGCCCCAUCUGUUGGAAUGUGCUUCGUCACCCAGUGCUUUUGGAGAAGUGUGGACAUAGAUGCUGUGCUUCUUGCCUACCGGAAAUUAUGAGAGGCGGAGGUAAAUGUCCUUUGGAUGAAAAGCCCAUAGAUAGAGACAGAGACGUCAUUCCAGACCACGAAUUCCAGAAGGAAAUCGGUCAACUUCAGUUGAAAUGUUCUUAUGUGGAUAAGGGAUGUACUUGGUAUGGGCAGAUGAAAGACAUAAAGGCCCAUUUAGAGGAUUGUAAGUACGUUGUAGUAUCGUGUCCCAAGCGAUGUGGACUGGAGCUGGAAAAAGCAAAGCUAAGGAGGCAUUUACAGGACGAGUGUCCAAAGAGAGAGAUCAGUUGUGAUUUUUGCAGCAUGCCUAUUCCAUUUGAUCAAGAGGAAGCACAUCUACAAGUCUGUGGCAGAUUCCUGAUACCCUGCCCAAAUGACUGUAAGAAAGGAGAAAUUCCAAGAGAGGAGAUGCAAGAUCAUUUGGAAAACAAAUGCCCACAGCAGCAAGUACCUUGUCCAUUCCACGACGCAGGGUGUGACUUCAUGAGUAAGAGAAAACAUUUACACAAGCACAUCAAGGACGACCCGAUCCAGCACUUGGCAAUGGCUUGUGAUAUCAUCAUAAAACAUUCAAAGACUCUAGAGGAAAACGAAAAACGGCUUACAAAACAUACAGAAAAUAUACAGACAAUGGAAAAAAAAGUCAGUACCCUGGAAAAACUGUAUGGCUGUCAGUUGGUGUGGAAGAUAGAGAAAUGGGGAAACAAAAUGGAAGAGGCGAAACUGGGGAGAAGAACGACUAUUUUCAGUCCACCAUUUCUGACUGCUAGGCACGGCUACAAAAUGGCGAUGUCAAUAUGUCCAUAUGGUGAUGGAAGAGCAAGAGGGCGGUUUCUUUCCAUCUUCAUAUGCAUCUGUAAAGGCGAGUACGACGCACUAUUAACUUGGCCAUUCUGUCAUCGUAUUUACUUCACUCUCGUGGAUCAGUGCCAGGAUCCUGCUGCUCGACGUAACGUGACGUAUACCAUCAAACCGAACACCAUCAAAGAUAACAAAGCGUUUCUGGGGCGACCAAUCGGAGAGAGGAACGCCAGCUUUGGCGCGCAGAAGUUUGUAGAACUGGAUGUUUUGAAAGAAAUGGACUACAUUAGAGAUGAUUGUGUGUUUAUAAAAUGCACAAUUGAUAGCGACGAAAUGGUUCUUUUGUAAGCAGGUUACAGAAAGGAAUUUCAAGUUGAGAUGAAAUUUAAAUUUAAUAUUUGUUCUUUGUUUGAACAUUCUACGCAAUGAUCCUUGCUGUGAGAAAUGCCAAUCGAUUUUAUAUUGUAUCAAAUUUGUAAAUGAAGGCUUGCAAAGUCAUCCGAUCUUAAUGUUAAUAUUCGUAUUGAUGGACACAAUUUUAUUAUUUCUUUAGAUUCUCUGAUAUAGUGUUAUAUAGAUAUAGUGUAAGAACU